Molecule: messenger RNA, 1302 nt
Organism: Eptesicus fuscus (big brown bat)
Lineage: Eukaryota; Metazoa; Chordata; Mammalia; Chiroptera; Vespertilionidae
Gene: TPRG1
Product: tumor protein p63 regulated 1
Exons: 8
Coding region: 411-1250 (279 amino acids)
Cellular component (GO): cytoplasm
Source: RefSeq, a predicted model, not a curated record
GUCAGUGUGCUCCCACAGUGGGAGCGCCACUCAGCCAGAAGCCGAGCUCAUGGCUGGCGAGCACAGCAGUGGUGGCAGGAGCCUCUCCUGCCUCCAAGGCAGUGCUAAGGAGUGGUGAGCCAAAUGUCAUGACGCUGAUCUGAAGACAAUAACAAUUUGGUACUAGAAGCACAGAAUGCCAGCCCCGGAAAGGACCUCACUUUGAACACAUCCAAACUACUUCGAGGAAGCCAAAGGCCAAAGAGGAAAGCUUCCCCAAAUGUCUACUUGUCCAACUACACCCGGAGAGUUAGUGAAUGAAGGCUUAGAAUGACAGCAGGAUUGAAGUAGAAGAGGAAGUGAAAUAUAUUGCAAAGGCUGUCACAGAAAAGAGAGGAGGUACAAGACAACAAGAGAAAUAAUCUUAAGAAAUGUCAACGAUUGGGAAUUUUGAAGGAUUUCAACCCGUGUCUCUGAAACAAGAGGGAGAUGACCAACCCUCAGAGACUGAUCGACUGUCCAUGGAGGAGGGAGAUCCAGGCAAGGACCCAGUACCAAAGCAGAUUUCAAAGCAGCCAAGUGUCACCGAAUCAACACUCUACCCCAAUCCUUAUCAUGGGGCUAAUGUCUCCCGGAAGUACUUCGUUACACGGCCGGGGACCAUUGAGACUGCCAUGGAAGACUUGAAAGGCCACAUAGCCAAGACUUCUGGAGAGAAAAUUCAAGGCUUCUGGCUCUUGACAGAGAUAGAUCACUGGAACAAUGAGAAGGAGAGGAUUUUGGUGAUCACAGAUAAGACUCUCUUGAUUUGCAAGUAUGACUUCAUCAUGCUCAGCUGUGUGCAGUUGCAGCGAAUUCCCCUGAGUGCUGUCUACCGCAUCUGCUUGGGCAAGUUUGCCUUCCCUGGGAUGUCCCUGGACAAGAGACAAGGAGAAGGCCUUAGGAUCUACUGGGGGAGUCUGGAGCAGCAGUCUCUAUUGUCCCGUUGGAACCCAUGGUCCACUGAGGUACCUUAUGCUACCUUCACUGAGCAUCCUAUGAGAUAUACCAGUGAACAGUUCCUUGAAAUUUGCAAGCUGUCUGGGUUCAUGUCUAAGCUUGUUCCAGCUAUCCAGAAUGCCCUGAAGAGUUCAAGUGGAUCUGGAGGAGGAAAAGGACUGAUGGUGUUAACUGAACCCAUUUUGAUUGAGACCUACAUGGGACUGAUGUCAUUCAUUGGAAACCGCAACAAACUUGGCUAUUCCCUUGCCCGUGGGAGUAUUGGUUUUUGAAACUCUUUUUGAUGUAUAAGUAUAUCAUUCAUAGAUAUACCAUUAUUGAAGA